UCACGUUCGUUACAAAGGUUGUCAAGCUUUCUCUUUGAAAUUUUAUCGUUGAUUCUAAUUGAAAUAAAGUUUACAUACUAUGGAUGUUCUAAAUGAAUAGUCGGAGAUUUACUCAUUGCUAUGGUCGAUAUUUCAUCAACAUCUGCAACUUUUGACAAUGUUUCUGAAAAAAUUUAGUCAAAAAAUAAUUGUGGUUUUUACAUCUAUAAACUGUACACGGGCACUACAAUUUUUAUUACCGACUGUUAAAAUUGUAAAAAAUAAAUGAAUAUGUGUGAAAAAAACGAAACUGAAACUUUUAGUCAAAAUGCUUAUAACGAAAAAAGCAAUACAAGUUAUCACUACCAGAGUCAUGACAUUUUAUAUAUCGGUAGUUCAAUAUGCUCUAAUUAUUCAAAUGUAAUAUACAUUCCUCCUAUCGAAGUUGAUAGAGUUGCAUUUGAUGUUGAUCUGAAAAACGGAAAAAAAGUAGUCGGCAUCUUUAAGUCAAACAACAAUCAUUGGAUUGCUUUUGCUAUCGAAAAAUACUCUGAUAGUAUUCGCUGCUAUUAUAAAGAUUCAUACAACUUGGAACAAGCAGAUUUUAAGAACAUUGUGUUGAAAGCGUUUCCGUUUUGUUUUACACAUCAAUUAGAUCUAGGAUGUGUCAAAGAACAACUGGAUAAUUCUUCUGAUGGCAUUUUUGCAUUAUAUAAUAUGGAGGUUUUGGCAAAAGGAGCAAGUCUUUAUGAUAAUACGACUUUUGAAUUUCUGAAUCCAAAAUAUGCAGAGCUCUAUCUUCUUAGAAAUGAAAUAUUUUCUUGGAAAUAUUUAGAAGGCUGUCUGAAAAAAGAAAUACAAGAAUUAUUUUCUGAAAUUAAUCAUAGUGAAACUGGGAUUAAAACACUUUGCAAUGCAAAUCAAGUUAAUGGCAGUUUAAAGUUAUCAUACUUAGAACACGUGUUAAAAAAAGUUACUAGCACAGCCAUUAAACCAUAUCAAGAUCAAAAAAAUGACUUUGUAAGUAUUAUUAAAAAAAUAAAGUUUAAUGUUAUCGUCAAAGAAAGACUUGUUUAUGUUGAUUUUUCCGAAAUAGAAGAUGAACAUAUAAAACACUUUUUUGCCAUUAGCCAACCUAAGUAUAUCGAAAACGAACAACUUAACUUUUCAGCUGAAAAGAAUUUUAAUGAGGAGGUAAACGAAAAUAAUUUUAGUCAAUUUUCUGUAAAAGAUUCUAAAAUGCAUUCCUCGUCUUCUAUAAUAAAUCAUAUUGAAAUAAAAGAAACAAAUGAUAUGAAAAUUAUUAUCUAUCCAACAGAAUCCAAUAAAAUUGAAAAAAACACUGAUAUAAAUACUUUAAAAAACACUUUAUGGAAAAAAAAUAACUAUGUUAAAUGGGAUGAAAACGCUUUAUCAUUAAUAGGAGAUUACGAAGAAGACACAGUGUAUCCAACAGAUUUAGUGCAUGGCCUUCUAGCUGAACAUUGUGGGUCUGAAACUGGUUUUAUUGCAGGACACUCUACCGUAAAGCCAGGAAAUAACGUAGCUAUCUCAGAUAAAAGGGCAGCUGAUUUUCCAAACUUGAAGAAUAUUAAUAAUUAUUUAGAAGCUUGGAAAGUACUGGGUCUGAUAGAUGACGAAAAAACUGGAUAUCUUGGUAUUUUGUAUGCUAAUGACAAAAGAAGACAAUUAGUGCUUGCACAUAGAUCUACCAACUUUAAGUUAAGUUUAAACACUUCCAAUUUAUACAAACAAUCAGGUUUGCACCAAGACAUUGCUGGUUUAUUUAUGGGAGAAAUAUUAUUACAUCAGGCCUUUGGAUACGUUGCAACUGAUGCCGCAGUACAACUUAUAAAAACUCAUUUAAAAUACUCUGAGUACGCGUUUUCUAUAACGGGUCAUUCUCUUGGCGCAUGGCUUGCUGAAAUGAGUGCUUUUUAUUGUAGUAGAGAUUUAGAAUACCCUAAUGUUAAAACUGUCUCUUUUGAUGGACCAGGUGCGCGUGAAAUGAUGGAGAAAAUUAGCGCAUGUGAAAUUAAGAAAUUUAAUGAGAAAGAGUUAAACAUUGUGUCAUAUUUUUCAGCACCCAAUUUAGUUAAUUGUUUAAAUAAGCAUUGUGGUACAAAGUAUACUUUAUAUCCAAAUAUCAAAAAUCAAAUUUCUACUUUCCUAACAAACAUUAUUAGUAGAGAAAAGAGUGAUGCUUUACUUUCAACUUAUGGACACGACCUAAAACACAUUCUUAAUUAUUUUGAUCCUAAAACUGGAACGCUUUAUCGGGACAAACCUGAAACAUACAGUAAAGUAGAAAGUUGGCCUUCUAUUACUCACAAAGGUUUCAACCAAAUAAAUGACCAAUCAUUAAAAGAUAUUGUAAAACGUUUUUUAAUAACCCUUGGCAUUGCAGGGCAGAUUCCUGAACUAGUAUUUAAGAUUUAUGAUGUAUUAAUAGGGUCCGCAAAUUGUAAACAAGGACAAACUACACUUGGUAGCAUUGUACAGCUAGCAUUAGACUUAUGUGACAAUAAAAUUAAACAUGAGCAAUUUUGGAUUGCUCAUAAGUAUCUUAACAAAGAAUGUAACUACAAAGAUUUAGUUUCUGAUUCAUUAGAUCGUUUUCAGCUACAUUAUGUUUCAGGAUAUCAAGUAUCUUUGGAAAAUAAAAGCGUUCUAAAAAAAAAUGAUAUUGAAAAAAUUAUUGGCAGAUAUUUAAUUCUUCUUCAAACAAAUAAUGUAUAUAUACAAUGUAUGCAAGGUGAGCUUGCUGAUAGAGUUCUAAGUCUUACAACUAAAUAUAAAUAUGUUGAAGCUUCCGAAGAAUUCCACAUAAUUGAUAAGUCCAUGACCAUCGAUCAAUUUAAAAAUGAAGUGCAAUUACUUAUACACCGACGUAAAUUGGAUUGGUUUUUGAAAGACGGUUAUAAAAAAGAGCGACUAAUUUCAAACAUAGAAAGUACUUUAGACAGUAACUUGUAUAUGAAUUCUUAUUUAGAAAACGUUAAAAACAUUUUGCACACAAAUUCUAUAGUAAUUAUAAAUGGAAUGCCUAGUUCUGGAAAAACAUUACUUGCCAAGAAGUAUGCUAUAUUAAAUAAGAAUAGGAUUACUUCAAUUUUUAUAGAUGCUUCAACUGAUGCUAAUUUUGAGGAAUCAAAGUUAGCAUCAAUUGAAGAGGCUAACUCUGGUUCCUCAAAGAAAACAUCUUCAGGUAAGAUUUUUAGUCUAUCAAAAAUAUGGAAUGAAGAAGAUAAAAUAUUUAAAGAUAAACAAUAUUCUCAUGCAACUCAAAACGAGACACUUAACAUGUUUCGUUUUGUUUUGGAACAAAACCUCCAAAAAGUACUAUUCAUUCUUGACAACGUUGAAAAUUGGAACAAUGUUUUAGAUAUAAAAAAAAUAUUUGAAGUUUUAGAAAAAAAUGGACGCAUUAAAUUUAUUAUUACUACUCGUCAUGACGUUUUACAAUGUACUGAAGAUAUAACCUAUGUUCGACUUAUUCCUGAAAACAUUUCUUUAAAUAAUUUAGAUAAUGAUGAAAAGCUGGUUAAAUUAAUAGCUCUACUAAACCCAAAAAUUAAUGUAAAGGAUUCCACAAACAUAACAAAAAAGAUUACAAUUUUAUGUAAAAAUUCUUACGCUUCAGUUCAAGAAAACGGCGAAUUAUCAUUGAAUUCUACGAUUCAAAAGACUGCAAGAGAAUCUAUAAAAUGCGCUUCUGCACUGGAAUUUUUGAAGUUUGCCUCUGAUAUUCAACCGGACCUUGUCGACAAGGAUUACAUUUCUGAAAAGUUUAAAAGUUAUAAAAUAAACGAAUUUUAUGACGAUAUCAAGAAAGAGUCAGAAAUCAAAGUUGUUCAACAUCCUCGUCAUUUGAGAACUUUAAUGAAAGAUAUUCUAACUUCUGAUGUACAAAACAAUGAAAGUGUUAACUUCUUUAUGAAUUAUUUACUUAAAAAAGAUUUUGAUUUGUUGCAAACAAAAAUCGAGGAAUUAAUUAAAGAUUUUCUUGAUGCCAAAAAUAAAAAUUUAUCAACAUAUUUUUCAACUGUCAGCAAUAAAAUCUCAGUUUUAAUUAAAAAAAUUUUAAUUAUUAAAAAAGAGUCAUUUAAUUUAUUUGAAAACAUUACGCACAAAAAUGUUAUUUUUUUUGGUCCGACUGGAAGUGGUAAAAGUACUAUAAUUAAUGGUUUAUUAGGAAACACUUUGAUUUGUCACAAAAAGACUUCCUUUAAUCGGAGUAUUAAUUUAGUCGUUCAAGGAAAAGAAAAAUAUCCUGAAAUAGGUAAUGAAAGUUAUAGAUCUCAAACAUUAGUAAUUAAACCUUGGAUUAAAGAAUCUACUUCUUAUUUCGACUGCCCUGGUUUAGGAGACAGUCGGGGUUUUAUAUAUGAAAUACAUAAUGCACUAAUGUUAAGAUCGUUGUCACGAGUUACGCAGAACUGCUGUGCAAUAGUAAUAAUUGUUUCUGCAUCAAUAUUAGGUGAAAAAGAUGACAAGUUUUCAACUUUUCUUGAUCACAUAGAUAGAUGCUUUGACGCAGAUUCUGUUAAAAACAAUUCUUUAUUAAUAAUUAAUAAAACAGAGGAGUUUGAUUUACAAAAUUGCUUGGAAGAAUUUUUAUCUCUUUUGUCUACAUUCCGCGAAAAUAAAAAUAGCAAAUCAAAGUUUUUGAAUUUAUUUUUAAAUCAAGAUUAUAAAAACAAAAUAAUAUUUGUGAAAAAAAUAAGUAACUCAGUAGGUGAAAAGAUAAUGCCAAACCAUUUUCAAACUGUUCAAGAUGCACUAAAGACCUUAGAGUUUAGCAAAUUUUCUAUAAAUACAAACAUCACUUCAAAGAUUUAUACUGAUGAUAUGACAAAGCUUGGUCUAGUAUUGAAUGAAUAUAUGUGCUACAGAAUGAAAGUCAUAGCACAGAAAAUUAAUAAGGUUUUGCUCAAAGAAAUUGAAACUUCGAAUAAAAAAGGUAUGGACAUAAAAACCUAUAUCGAGAAAAAAUUUAGAUUUGAAGAAUCUGAUGACAAAAAGAAUCUUAUACAACAAACAGAAUUGCUUUUACCAGGAUAUGGUGCAGAUAUUGAGAUGGCAUCAGAAUGUUUUAAAUUUUUAAACGAAUUUAAUAUUACUAUAAAAGCUAACAUAUCAGAGUGGGGAGCUGAACUACGAACACUGAGCGCAUAUUAUAAAACGUUUUCAAAUCCAAUUACAACACUGAUCUCAAAAGAUCAAUUAUUUGUAAAAGGUUUAUUUGUAAGUGUUUCAGAAAUUGAUGAUUUUCUGACAGACUUAGAAAUAAAUAACAUGCCUCACUCUAUAUGGGUAGAAUCUAAGGUAUUUUUAGUUGAUAAAAGCGUAGUAUGGAGAUAUAAAUCUCAAUAUUUAAUUGUAAAAACGGUCAUGAAUGGGGCCAACUUAUAUGUAAAAGCAACGAAGUGUAAAGUUUUAGAUUCUAAUCAAACUAUAGAUAUUUCUGGCGAAAAUGGUAUAAAUCCAGGAGAUAAUGGUGGUAAUGGUGGGAAAUUUUAUGGAGAGUUUGAUUCUUUAGUUGGUGGUACAAUCACUGUCGAUAUAAAAGGAGGAAAGGGUGCUGAUGGAGAAUUCGAUUUUAUUAAUAAACCCAAUUCUAUCGCAACAUCGGUUAAAAAGUUAAAGGAAAUAAAAGAAUACCUAAAUAGAAUAAACAAUAUUUGUAAAACAAAAAAAUGUUGUGAAAUACAAAAUGAUCUAGCCUCAUUUAAAGAAGAAGUUAAUUCAGCGUUAGAAAAGUUAAAUGAAUUGUCAAAAUAUUCGAAUACUUAUAAAGACAAAAGACUUGAAGUGGAUGAAAAAAAAAGUUUAGAAGAAAAUAUUAGUAAGAAAAAGGAAAAAAUUCUAGAAUAUAAAAGUGCUGUUAAUUUAAGCAUUUUAAAUAAAAUUAGGGAAAAUAAAUUAAAAACUUCCAAUGAAUUAGAAUCUUUGCAAAAAUCUUUAGAUAAAAUAAUAAAAGCUGAUAUUGAAAUAGAAAAAUAUGAAAACAAUAAAAAUUAUGUGGAAAAAACUCAAAAGAAGGUUAAAGAAUUAAAGGAAAAGUUUAAUAAUGCCUCAUGCGUCGAAGAAUGUUUCGAUCAAUUAAAUGUAAUAUCCGCUGCUUUAGAAGAUAUAGUAACAGAACUAAAUGGUUUAGAUAAUUCAGCAAGUACUGAAAAUAUAAAUGCUCAGAAAAAAGUUAUCGAGAAAGAAUUAAAGGAAUGUAAUGUUAUUAAUAAACAAAACUUGCAAGAAAAGAUAGAAGAAUUACAAAAUAACCUGAUACCUCUAAUAACAGAAUACCAGUCAGAAAAAAAAACAUUUUAUAUAAAUAAAGAAAAGAAAAAGUUAACAUCUGAAGAAUUUGAAAAAUAUAUUGACGAUAUAUCAACAAAGUUAAUUAUGCAAGAGAAUGAGCUAGAAGAAUUAAAGAAUCAGAUAAAAGCUUUUGAAAAACCAAUGCAAAAUUACAAAGAAAAAAGCAAACAGUAUGUUAAAUGUCAAGAACUAAUUAAAGAUACUAAAGCUAAAUAUAACAACAUGUUUGAAAAAUUUAAAAAAGGUGGUGUUAAUUUUGAAAAACUAAAGCAUUUCAGUGAUGAAAUAGAGGAACUCAAUGAUUCUGUGCAAAAAAAAGCUGAUGAACUUACAAAGAUAUUAGCCAAAAUUAAUUUCUAUGUUAUUGGUUCUAAAGAACGUAUGGAGAAAGAUUUACACGCAGUUAUAGGAGGAAAGUUAUUAUCUUCAUCAAAUAACUUUAAUUAUUAUGUAGAAAACUACGAAAAAAAAACACAAAAAAAACGUGACUUUUUAAGCAAUUUUAAUAAAAAAUACCUUACUGAUGAAAAUAAAAAACACGAAGAAAACUUACGGACACUAGUUAAAGAAAAUAUUUUCCUUAAUAUUGAAAUAAAAUUUAUGGAAGCAGAACUCGCAUUGAAUAAGUUUAAUAAUAAAGAAACACCAACUGAUUUUGAGGAAAACUUAAAAAAAUGCCGAAAAAACUUAGAAGAUAAUAGGAAACGAUGUUCAAAAUUUUUGAAAGAGAAUUGUAUUAAAGAUGAAUUCGACAAACCGUUAGCAACAGAAAAAGAUAUAGACAGUGCAAUAAUCUUACUGCACGAAAUCUAUCAGAAUAAAGCCUUGAUAAACGAUGACUUAUAUAAAACAAUACAUGAACAUGUUAACCAAGCAGAAUAUUAUACUCCUAAGUUAAAUGACGCAUUUAAAUCUUAUCAACAAGCGGCUAUUGGCUAUAAUGAUAAAAUAAUAGAAUAUAGAAAAUGGAAAAAAACACAAGCUAAGGAAAUUCAACCUUUACUUGAUAUUUUUGAUAAAAUAAUCAACCUACAUAAAAAUUUACAAGAAUGUUUGCAUGCUGAAGGUGAAGCAGCUAAAACUUUACUUUUACAAGAUGCUGCAUUAGUAUCUCGAGUCCGUAGAACAUGGGUUGAGAGAAGCACUAGUGAAAAAGUUUCCUAUUUACUUAAAGAGCUUUUAUUUUUUAACACACAGUUCAUAGAAAAGUACAAAUUGGAAGGAUUAGACGGAGGUGAUGGUGGAAAUAGUGGUAGCCUUUUCUUUAAUAAGAAUUUCAAAAAGUCUUGUCCAGGUGAUGGUGGAUCUAGUGUUACAUUAACUGGAAUAUAUAUUAAUGAGUACAGCUAUAAUAUACUCCAAAGAGUCCAGGAGAAGUUGCAAGUUGAACAUGCUAAUAAGAAAAUUACUGAUUAUAUUUCUCUUAUUCAGGCACCAUUGGUUGCUGCAUCAGUUAAAGCAAUGAAGGUAGUCUUAGCAAACUUUGGUUGGAGUUGUAUUAGUGGAAGUAUAACUAAUGGUUUAGUUCAAAACGCCUUAAAUUUAAUUUCGUACCCGCUUCUUGGUCCUUUUUUAGGUGCCGGCCUUUUUAUAACGCAGAUGGCAUUGAGCCCCAUAAUUGCUAGUACCAGUUGCGAAUGGAUAGAUGGACCGUUGAUUGUUAAAAAAAAAAGUAAAGAUGGAAUUACCGAAGAUUAUCCUUUUGACAUAAGCCAGUUACCCGCAGAAAGUCUAAAAUUUACAAACGAAAUGGAAUCGGCAGCUAAAUUUAUAUAUCAGGAAUAAAAUUAAACAUUUCGAUUUGGUUUGUUGACGCAAAAUAUAGUAAACCAACAUAGUAGUUAAACAUUUUUAAAUUAAUGACUGGUUUAAAGAUUCAUUUACUAAAUGCUAUUUCAAUUAAUUUUACAUUUUUUUCAGUAAUCAUUGUAAGCAAAAUUUUACUAUAUUUUUGAAUUUA
Hydra vulgaris (swiftwater hydra) is the source of this 8260-nucleotide messenger RNA. RefSeq lists its product as uncharacterized. Gene Ontology annotation, molecular function: ATP hydrolysis activity; ADP binding. The record is from RefSeq and is a predicted model, not a curated record. Gene Ontology annotation, biological process: lipid metabolic process. Lineage: Eukaryota; Metazoa; Cnidaria; Hydrozoa; Anthoathecata; Hydridae.